AUGGCAUAAGCACACGUUGACCUACCAUUCAGUCUAACCACUGUACUAAUACGGAAGAAGUCUUUAUCUCGGGAAUUACGACCAGUGCAUGUUGUCUGGUGCUUAGGUUAUCUGUAACCGCGACGUUUCAUUCACACCACUUACGAUCAAAAUGAGGGCCCUGCUGGUUGUCUGUUUCAUAAUUAAUUUGUUCCACCUAAGCUUUCAACAUCCAGACAAAAGACAAGGUGGUCUCGUACCAAACUGUGGCGACACGUGGUCACAUGUACCCAACCCCUGUUCAGGGAGCUCUUCCAGCCAUCUGUACUACCCCCACCCACGGGACAGCACAAAGUUUAUACAGUGCACGGCUAAUGGAGAGAUGUACCUGAUACAGUGCCCCGCGGGGAAAAUAUAUUACGCCUCCGUCUCGCAUUGCGCCCAACCAAUCACCACAACGGCACCUCCACCCUCAUUCACCAACCCCUGUACAUCAGACGCGUUCUUCAACAGUGCUGGAGUUGUAUAUUUCCCGUACCCUAGCGACAACACCAAGUUCAUUGUGUGUGAAGGCGUGGGCCAUGCUAACAUCAUGUCAUGCCCCUCCCCCCUGGUGUGGGACGAGAGUAGGAAAUCCUGCGUCUACACCCUCGUCACCGCCGGACAGACACCCCCACACACUGCCACUACGGUGGCACCAGAUUACCUCGCAUUGACUUGUCAGAAAAUCACCGUACCCAUUGACGGAGUCUACUUUUCCCAUCCUAUCCCCUCAAAGUUCAUUCAGUGCGGCCCCGGGGGCACGGCCUACGUCCUGAGCUGUCCACAAGGCACUGUGUGGAAUGAAUUUGAUAAAAGAUGCGUAUCCCCCUUUAUCACCGCGACCCCGCCGACGGCAUUCUAAAUAGACUGUGUUACAUAUUGUGUAUAGUGUGGGAUAAAUAAAACUAUUCCAAAACUGCU
Ostrea edulis (European flat oyster) is the source of this 942-nucleotide messenger RNA. RefSeq lists its product as uncharacterized. NCBI's taxonomy places the organism in Eukaryota, Metazoa, Mollusca, Bivalvia, Ostreida, Ostreidae. Gene Ontology annotation, cellular component: extracellular region. Bases 152 to 883 code for a protein of 243 amino acids. Gene Ontology annotation, molecular function: chitin binding. The transcript is spliced from 5 exons. The record is from RefSeq and is a predicted model, not a curated record.